AUGGAAGCAGAGGAAGAUGUCCAGACUGUAUUGACACAGGAGACCCAUGAGCUGGCAGACAUUCUGAGCCAUCAAGAGGAAGCCUUUCUCACCAUGCUCUAUAAAAUGAUGGACAGCAGAGCGCGGGAACGGCUCGUGCGCCUUGCCAGCCAAAUGGAACGCAUCAUGGGGUUGUUGAAUUACUUCAGGACAGCAGACCCUGCUAUUUGCCGCAAAUUUCUUCAAAUGGUCUGCAUGCACUGCGACAUGGCAAUGCGUCUGGAAUCUCGGCUGAUGUCUGUGGCCGGAUCUGUGACUAGUAAGUAAGACUAGUAUGCCUGCCCAUACUGACCAUCCAUAAUAUCCACACUGUAGCCUAGUUAUUCAGUUAUGGGGAAGAUGUUGAUAUCAGGGUGGGGUUUCCUUUUCCAUUUCUGUCCCUCAAAUGUUGACUCCCAACAAUAAACAAUAAACACCCCACUGACAAUGCAGUAACUCUGUGGAUAGAGUUAGGCUUAGUUUUACCCCUUAUUGGAAGUUUGAUUUGUUUGACUGUGCAGGUGAUCCUCGGCCUACACCAGCAAGUGAGCCCCUAUCCCUCUGUGAUCCAGGUAAUCAAUCAGUCAAUCAUCCCAUUUUACUGCAGCUGUUCAGUCAGUUUUUACCCUCUUUUUCCAAAGUAAUUUAAGGGGAUAUGAAGUGUUUUUUGUGUAAGAUGACACCUGUGUGUGAUAUUCAGGCAAGAAAUCGGUCAAAGGUCCAACAGCAGAUAACACACUAAAAACAGCAUAAAAAUUGUUAAGUACAUCUGGAAGUAAAAUAGUGGUUUUGUCUCAGACAUAACUUACUGCAAUGUUUUUCUAUCCAGCAAAUGUUCUGUUUGUUAUCUCAGUUACUGACAGUCAUUCAAUUAGCCAUGUCAGCUAACAAUUUUUAAUUUGGUAAAUUAGUCUAGCCAGCUAUCUAAAUUUGUACUAAUGUCCAAAUACUGAUGGGCAUGCAGGGCAUGUGCCCAGGGGCCCUGACCUCCGGGUGUACCCCAUUGAUUUUGUAAGUGAUUUUGUUAGCCAAAUCUCGCUUACGGGUACCCCAAAGGCCCUGGAGAAGAGUGUCAUGCAAUGCUUAUGCAAUUCUGUUUAACCACUGUCCCUCUUCAUAUUUUCUUGGGUUUCCCCUAUAUUUCCAUUAUUGGGUUCUCCAUUUUGUUUUCUUCUCAGAAGAAGUCGUUGAAAACAACAGCCAUACCCUGGUUGAUGAGUAUAUACCAUCUCAAGGUUGGUGUGUAAAACGCCCACGAAUAGGUAAAUACCAGUCUUUUCAUGACACCCAGAUGGUUUUGUGGCAUAUCUCAAUAAGAUUUCUUAUGGGGUUUCAAUUUUAAAGGACUUGCAUACUGUGUGAGCUAUCUCUGUUACCUGAAAUGUGUCUUUGUCUUCACUUUAUGAGAGUUGUUUGAUUCGAAAUUAGUACACAAUCACAAAAUAUAUUUUGUAAACAAAUUCAUGAACAGCCUGUAAAAUAACAAAAACGUGUGUUAUUUUAUAAGAUGUUCUUUGUGUGUCCAGACCACAUAGAAAGCUACAAGGCUGCUGUGAGGAGAUUUCUACUGCAGAGGUGGGAGAGGGUGAUGCAGGGUGUCGUGAAGGAGGUUCGUCUGGAAGAGGCCUGGGUCAGUCUGCACCGCAGAACCCAUGUUAGACCCAGAGACAGGGCUGAUGGAGGUCUGAGCCCCUCAAAGCUUCCGCAGGGGGGCGAGGAGGGGGCUGUGGAGGACAGGGUGACUGUUCACUCCCUCCUGGGUUCAGAAGCCCAGGUCACACUGCUGUUGGGCCAGGCAGGGUCAGGGAAGACCCUACUGAUGCACUGUCUUGGCCAGCAAUGGACUCAGGGCGCCUUUCCCUCCUUUCACCUACUGAUCCUGCUAGAGUUCCGCCAGCUCAACCUCGUAGCUCGGCCGCUGUCUCUGAAGGAGCUGCUCUUUCGCUUCUUCCUCCCACCAGAGGGUGGAGAGGAGGAGGGUACCGCUGUGGUUGACUUCAUCCUUGAAAACCCUGAGAAAAUAUGCUUGAUCUUUGAUGGCUACGACGAGUUUCACACUAAAAUCACCCAUUCAGGCAAACUGAGCAGCCCAUUUGACCCAUGGUGCCCGCUCCCCAUGGCAGAGCUGAUCUCAGGCCUGUACAGUCGCAGGAUCCUCCCAGGAUGCACUCUGUUGAUUACCUGUAGGCCUCGGGAUGUGACAGACCUGGAGAGCUCUGUGGACUGCAUCGGGGAGCUGCUAGGCUUCAAUCAACGCAUUGUGAAAGAAUAUGCUGAACAGUACUUCCAGGACAAGGGUCUGGAUCUGAAGGAGAAGGCAGUGAGUCAUCUACUGGCCAACCACCACCUCCUCACCAUGUGUUACCUGCCAGCCCUCUGCCAUAUCUGCUGUGUGUGCCUGGACCACAUAUUCUCCAGUGGUGGAUCUCAGCUUUUACCCCAGCUGCCAAACACCCUCACCCAGGUCUACCUCCAGAUCCUCUGUGCCUUUCUGAGCCGAUGCCCAGGGAGCAUCACACCCCUGUUGCAGAGUCACAGGGCAGAGGUCACACAGCUGGGCCGCCUGGCUAUGAGGGGCCUGGAGGGGAGCAAGAUUGUGUUCUUGUCUGAAGAGGUUCCACCAGACCUGUUGGACUUCGCCACUAAGGCUGGUCUCCUCUCACAGGUGGACCUGACCAAUGAGGAUGGAUCUAAAAGCCAGGGUUACACGUUCAUGCACCGAACCAUGCAAGAGUUUCUGGGCGCGCUACACCUCAUGACCAGCUUGGAGGUCACAGAGGCCCAGCUCAGGAAGAAGUUCAACCUCAAGACCCGCUGGACCACGAAAUCAGACCCCAAGACUGUCUUCACUGACUCCCUCCAUCUGUAUGUUUGUGGGCUUGCUGCCCCAGCCUGCUCCUCCUACCUGCUCCAGCUUGUUGGGGGAGCGGGGGCUGUGGGGUGGGUGAAGAAACGCCUGGCACUAGUUCGCAAGUUGCUCCGAAGCCUGGCAAUGAGCACCAACCUGACUGGGCCCAAGGUGGUGGAGCUGUGCCACUGUGUCCAGGAGACCCAGGAUGCCCAGCUGGCCAGGGAGGUGGUAGGGUCGCGACCCUGCUUUGAACUAAGGAACAUCACGUUGAACCCUGUGGAUCUGGAUGCCCUGGCCUUUGUCAUCUCGUCUGCUGGAGUGGGCAUCGGGUUGGACUUUGGAGCCUGUUCUAUGGAGCUGGAGUGUCUCGAUAUUCUACCCAGCUGCCUGCACAUCGACUGUCUAAUGUGAGUUGAUGACUCAUUUAUACAUUGCGUACUAAACAAGGAUAAUCCUGCAUGAAAUUAAUUUCCUAUUUUUUUAACAAUCCCUCAGUUUUCGAAGCCGCAAGUAUGAUGACAGAUUUGCAGAUAAACUUUCUUGCAUCCUUCCCAGACUACCAACCCUGAAAAGAUUUGAGUGAGUCCUUCACUGAGUCACUCAGUUUUGAAAGGAUCAACUUUCAAAGUUUUUUGUUUGUGUGUGGAUGUGUACGCGAAUUGUCAAAGUGUGACGUGGAUAUUCUGCUCCUCUUCCCCAGGUUUAUCUGCGGUAACCUCACUGAUGUGGGAACUGCCAAACUUGCCAGAGCCCUGGAGAGCUGUCCACAGAUCACAGAGCUCAAGUAAAUGAUUAUUUACUUACCGUAACAACCAAAGAUUAUUACCACCACUUCAAGAUUUUAUAGACCUUUUAUCAGGAUCUAACCAAACUUGGUUAAAGAUACAGUACCAUAUUUGCCAUGAAAGUACAGUUGGUCUGAUUCGGUAUUGAACAGGUUUUGCAUUGUAUAAAAUGGUUUGUGUUGUCUGUCUGACAGUUUCAGUGACAACAGCCUGACAGACAGAGGAGUCAGGGAGAUUGCUGACAUCUUUCCCAAGCUGCCCAGUCUGGCCUCUGUCUCGUGAGUUUAUUGUUUCCUUGACUGGAUAAUUUGUGUUGCAUGAUCCUAGCCAUCUAUUUAUAUUACAAGUGUCUCUUAUUUCUACAUUUCAGCAAGCUUGCACUUUUGUAAUGUGACCUACAGUGAGGGAAAAAAGUAUUUGAUCCCCUGCUGAUUUUGUAUGUUUGCCCACUGACAAAGAAAUGAUCAGUCUAUAAUUUUAAUGGUAGGUUUAUUUGAACAAUGAGAGACAGAAUAACAACAAUAAAAUCCAGAAAAACGCAUGUCAAAAAUGUUAUAAAUUGAUUUGCAUUUUAAUGAGGGAAAUAAGUAUUUGACCCCCUCUCAAUCAGAAAGACUUCUGGCUCCCAGGUGUCUUUUAUACAGGUAACGAGCUGAGAUUAGGAGCACACUCUUAAAGGGAGUGCUCCUAAUCUCAGUUUGUUACCUGUAUAAAAGACACCUGUCCACAGAAGCAAUCAAUCAGAUUCCAAACUCUCCACCAUGGCCAAGACCAAAGAGCUCUCCAAGGAUGUCAGGGACAAGAUUGUAGACCUACACAAGGCUGGAAUGGGCUACAAGACCAUCGCCAAGCAGCUUGGUGAGAAGGUGACAAAAGUUGGUGUGAUUAUUCGCAAAUGGAAGAAACACAAAAGUCCUGUCAAUCUCCCUCAGCCUGGGGCUCCAUGCAAGAUCUCACCUCGUGGAGUUGCAAUGAUCAUGAGAACGGUGAGGAAUCAGUCCAGAACUACACGGGAGGAUCUUGUCAAUGAUCUCAAGGCAGCUGGGACCAUAGUCACCAAGAAAACAAUUGGUAACACACUACGCCGUGAAGGACUGAAAUCCUGCAGCGCCCGCAAGGUCCCCCUGCUCAAGAAAGCACAUAUACAGGCCCGUCUGAAGUUUGCCAAUUACCAUCUGAAUGAUUCAGAGGAGAACUGGGUGAAAGUGUUGUGGUCAGAUAAGACCAAAUUCGAGCUCUUUGGCAUCAACUCAACUCGCCGUGUUUGGAGGAGGAGGAAUGCUGCCUAUGACCCCAAGAACACCAUCCCCACCGUCAAACAUGGAGGUGGAAACAUUAUGCUUUGGGGGUGUUUUUCUGCUAAGGGGACAGGACAACUUCACCGCAUCAAAGGGACGAUGGACGGGGCCUCCUUCCCUCAGCCAGGGCAUUGAAAAUGGGUCAUGGAUGGGUAUUCCAGCAUGACAAUGACCCAAAACACACGGCCAAGGCAACAAAGGAGUGGCUCAAGAAGAGGCACAUUAAGGUCCUGGAGUGGCCUAGCCAGUCUCCAGACCUUAAUCCCAUAGAAAAUCUGUGGAGGGAGCUGAAGGUUCGAGUUGCCAAACGUCAGCCUCGAAACCUUAAUUUGGAGAAGAUCUGCAAAGAGGAGUGGGACAAAAUCCCUCCUGAGAUGUGUGCAAACCUGGUGGCCAACUACAAGAAACGUCUGACCUCUGUGAUUGCCAACAAGGGUUUUGCCACCAAGUACUAAGUCAUGUUUUGCAGAGGGGUCAAAUACUUAUUUCCCUCAUUAAAAUGCAAAUCAAUUUAUAACAUUUUUGACAUGCGUUUUUCUGGAUUAUUUUGUUGUUAUUCUGUCUCUCACUGUUCAAAUAAACCUACCAUUAAAAUUAUAGACUGAUCAUGUCUUUGUCAGUGGGAAAACGUACAAAAUCAGCAGGGGAUCAAAUACUUUUUUCCCUCACUGUAUGUGUGUUGUAUGUUUUCAGGUUGGGGAGGAAUGGCUGCUCUCUGGAGAGUAUAUACACCCUUCUAGAGAAGAUCACUUACAUCCCCUCCAUCCAGGGACUCUAUGCUGAGUGAGUUCAGACAAUAGACACUUCUUAUGUUCACAAAUAGAACCUCCAGUUGUAAUCUGCAUACUUGAUCAUAUAGUGCCUUCUGAAAGUAUUCACACCCCUUUACUUUUUCCACAUUUUGUUGUGUUACAAGGUGGGAUUAAAAUUGAUUUAAUUGUCAUUUUUCGUCAACAAUCUACACAAAAUGCUCUAAUGUCAAAGUGGAGGACAAAUUCUAACAUUUGUAAAAAAAUAUAUAAAACAAAAAAAGAAAGAAAGAAAAAAUAAUGAAAAAUAAAACACUAAUAUAUCUCGAUUACACAAGUGUUCAACUUCCUGAGUCAAUACAUGUUAGAAUCACCUUUGGCACCGAUUACAGUUGUGAGUCUUUCUGGGUAAGUCUCUAAGAGCAUUGCACACCUGGAUUGUACAAUAUUUGCACAUUAUUCUUUUUAAAAUUCUUCAAGCUCUGUCAAAUUGGUUGUUGAUCAUUGUUAGACAGCCAUUUUCAAGUCUUGCCAUAGAGUUUCAAGCCGAUUUUAGUCAAAACUGUAGCUAGGCCACUCAGGAACAUUCAGUGUCAUCUCGGUAAGCAACUCCAGUAUAUAUUUGGCCUUGUUUUUUAGGUUAUUGUUCUGCUGAAAGGUGAAUUUGUCUCCCAGUGUCUGUUGGAAAGCAGACUUAACCAGGUUUUCCUCUAGGAUUUUGUCUGUGCUUAGCUCUAUUACAUUCCUUUUUUUCCUAAAAAAAAACUCCCUAGUCCUUGCCGAUGACAGGCAUAAUCAUAACGUGAUGCAGCCAUCACCAUGCUUGAAAAUAUGAAGAGUGGUAUUCAUUGAUGUGUUGUGUUGGAUUUUCCCCAAACAUAACGCUUUGUAUUCAGGACUUUAAGUUCAUUUCUUUGUCAUUUUUUUGUUUUGUUUUGCUUUAGUGCCUUAUUGCAAACAGGAUGCAUGUUUUGGAAUAUUUUUAUUCUGUUCAAGCUUCCUUCUUUUCACUCUGUAAUUUUGGUUAAUAUUGUGGAGUAACUACAAUGUUGUUGAUCCAUCCUCAUUUUUUUCCUAUCACAGCCAUUAACAUUUACAUUUACAUUUACGUCAUUUAGCAGACGCUCUUUUCCAGAGCGACUUCCAGGAGCAAUUAGGGUUAAGUGCCUUGCUUAAGGGCACAUCGACAGAUUUUUCACCUAGUCGGCUCGGGGAUUAGAACCAGCGACGUUUCGGUUACUGGCACAACGCUCUUACCCACUAAGCUACCUGCCGCCCCAUUAAGCUCUGUAACUGUUUUAAAGUCACCAUUGGCCUGGCCUCAUGGUUAAAUCCCUGAGCGGUUUCCUUCCUCUCCGGCAACUGAGUUAGGAAGGACGCCUGUAUCUUUGUAGUGACUGGGUGUAUUGAGACACCAUCCAAAGUGUAAUGAAUAACUUCACCAUUAUUUUUACCCAUCUACCGAUAGGUGCCCUUCUUUGCGAGGCAUUGGAAAACCUCCCUGGUCUUUGUGGUUGAAUCUGUGUUUGAAAUUCACUGCUCGACUGAGGGACCGUACAGAUAUUUAUAUGUGUAGGGUAGAGAGAUGAGGUAGUCAUUAAAAAAUUAUUGCACACCUAGUGAGUCCAUGCAACUUUACACCUGAACUUAUUUAGGCUUGCCAUAACAAAGGGGUUGAAUACUUAUUGAUUCAAGACAUUUCAGCUUUUAAUUUUGUAUUAAUUUGUAAACAUUUCUAAAAGCAUCAUUCCACUUUGACAUUAUGGGGUAUUGUGUGUAGGUCAGUGAAACAAAAUCUCAAUUUUAGCCAUUUUAAACUCAGGCUGUAACAUAACAAAAUGUGGAAAGAGUGUGUGAAUACUUUCUGAGGACACUGUAACUGAAAAAACAAAUACUGGGGAUGUAAACUAUGUUUUUCUCUCUCUUUGCAGUGGAGUGAAGGACAUCAAUGUCCUGUUUGUCCCAAUCUUAGACAUGAAAUGGUGAGGUUUUAGUGAAGUGAAAUAAAAGAAUAUGCAACUUUUAUACAUUUUUUCAAUGUUUGGUGUACCAACAGGCCCAAGAAAAUCAAGCUCAUGUUUCAUAGCUCUUUGAGAAAAUGUUGCUUUUAUUUCAUUGUUUUUCUAUGCUACAUUUUGGGAAAUCUACUGUGCUGUAUCAAUCAGCCUCUCUCUGACCCCCUUUCUCUCCCUUUCUAUUUGUCUCAAGUUCUAAGGAUAAAACUGGGCUGACUGUCAGGUAUGAUAUUCUCAGUUUUGUUCUUGUACAGAACCUAGGCUUUUAUAAAUGUAUAUUUCAAUUGAGCAUCUGAAUUCCUUGAGUAACAUUGCUGUUGUUUCCUUCCUUUCUCUUUAUAUGUCAUCCAGCCUGUUGAACUGCAUAUUCACUACUGACCAGAUGAACAGACUGUGUCAGUUGCUAGCGAGAUGUCCUGGCCUGUCUGUCCUGGAGUAAGUGAAUAAGUACCCAGUGUCCUUGAACAAGUCAGAUCAGACUGUGGGUAAAGACACAAAAUAAGUAAAGAUAUCUGACUUUCUGUUUGGCGUUAUGUUGUGACCCCUGCAGUCUCUCAGGAAGCCACAUCAAGGCUGAUACUCUCAAGGCCUUGACUGACUCUCUACAGAAGCUGAACAUCUCCAAACAGAUUGUGUAAGACUGAUCAUUAAUUUAAAAUGCUUUUUAAAAAGUCAUGACCUUGUGCCUGUCCUAUAUUAUGUUUGAACCCAGUCAUGUAGCCUAAUACGGUUAUUGGUUGUGUCUUGACAGUCUGAACGAGAUUCCCAUAUCGGUUGAUGGGUUGAUGGUUCUGACCAGUUUCCUUUCUGUAUGUCCUGAUGUGGUUCAAGUGGACAUCAAGUAUGUUGUGCAUAACACCCCUUCAUUUCUUAGAUAGAGCCAAUAUAGACUGCACCCUUUUAUUGUGUGUAAACUGCAACCACACUAAAACCAGCACAUUACCUUAUCACUUCCUGGUGUAAACACUUCAGAGGGUAUGUCUGUCAAGUGGCUUGUUAUAGGCCCAAACCAGACGUUGUGAACAUGAAAGAAAUAACAAUACUGUGGUGCCUUUUAUAAUGUAGAACUUCGAUGAUCAUGAUUUUUUAGAAUGCUCUGAAAAUGUUACCUUAACACUGACUGCUGUGCGGUUUCCCCAUGACAGCCUGCAGGACCCUGUGCGUGUGUCCAUACUUUUUGCUGGGGGGAUAGAGAAACACCAUCCUGAGAUGUCUAAGAAACUUUGGUAUGUACAAUAUACCAAUUGUUAUACUCUGUAUUCACUGUGUAUAACAAUAUGGAUAAUGGCUUUAAAGUUCUACGACAUUGUCUCUUCUUUUCAUCUCCGUUUCUCAUGAACACCUGUGGACAGUCUGAUUGGCUGUGCUCUUUGUCCCCCUCACUUGGACCGUCUGUGUGAGAAUCUGACGGACUGCUCUGCUCUGACUCUGCUGGAGUAAGUGCUCAGAGUUGUGAAAAGAGAGUUAGGUUGUGAAAAGUUUCAGAGAGUUGGGUUGUGAAAAGUUUCAGAGUUGGGUUAUGAAAAGUUUCAGAGAGUUGGGUUGUGAAAAGUUUCAGAGAGUUGGGUUAUGAAAAGUUUCAGAGAGUUGGUUUAUGGAAAGUUUCAGAGAGUUGGUUUAUGGAAAGUUUCAGAGAGUUGGGUUAUGAAAAGUUUCAGAGAGAUGGUUUAUGGAAAGUUUCAGAGAGUUGGUUUAUGGAAAGUUUCAGAGAGUUGGUUUAUGGAAAGUUUCAGAGAGUUGGUUUAUGGAAAGUUUCAGAGAAUUGGGUUGUGAAAGUUUCUUUGUUUGUGUCUGUUUAUCUUUUUCUCAUCCCCCCACCCCUUCUUUGCCUUUCUUAGUAUUUCCAACAAUUCUCUGGGAAACAAAGGUGUAAAGAAGUUGUUAGACCUCUUACCUCAGCUUAGCACCAUCCAGGAAAUCAAGUAAGAAUUUCUUAGCACCUACCUUUCCUCCCUUUCUUUUGCUUUAGCUUUUUUAGUUCAAAGCUAUUUCUGGCCAUCAAACCACUGCUUGUACCCUCUGUUUGGUGUAGUGUCAGUGAGAAUGCAGUCAGCAUGGAAGGGGUGGUGCUGCUAGCUGACGCUCUCUGCUCACACAGGAACAUGAGCGAAGUGAAUGUCAGGUAUUCACAUCCCCUAUUUCUUUCUCUCUAUCUGUCUGUCUGUCUGUCUGUCUGUCUGUCUGUCUGUCUGUCUGUCUGUCUGUCUGUCUGUCUGUCUGUCUGUCUGUUUGUGUCUCUCUCUCUAUCUAUCUAUGUCCUUGUUCUCUCUCUUGUGUAAAAUGGGCAUGGUAAAAAGUUAUUGAAAUCAUACUAUGUUUGAUUAGUAUUUUUGCAUUUGAGGUGAUGAUUAAAUAUACAAAUGUUACGUUUAUCAGUCAUGGGGGGAAGAAGCUGUUCCUGAAAUUCCAUUCCAGUAAAAGGUAAUAUUUUAUAUAUAUACUAAAGUUGUUUCUGUCAGUAUACCUAUUCUGUAACUCAGUUGGAUGGUGUAGUCCUAAUAACAACUCACUGAAUCACUUUCAUUUCAGAAUACAAUCAGAAGCACUCGGGACCUCACCAGAUAUGGAACAGGAUAAGAAAUUCAGGUAGGACAAUAAAGUUUUAGACAGAAGUCUUAACAUGCAAAUUACUUUCUGAAUUUCUGUUGUCCAUUUAAUAUCCCAUUCACUUUACCCUGCAAUAUAAUCCGAAACUUGUGUUUUUGUUUUUAGUCUAACUCACAGUGGUAUCCAGCCCACUGACAUGACCAGGCUGUGUAGAAGACUGGUACAGUGUCCCGGCCCACUGGAGCUAGAGUGAGUUCUCAUGUUACCGCUAACUAUGUCUAUGUUCUGUCUCUGUCUUUCAGGGUUAACUAUAAAAUACUGUAUUGUACAAUAUCUAUGUAUAAUAUCUAGUAUAGUUUCUAUGUUCUACUCCCUCCCUCUUCUUAGUGUGUUACAUGUAUGAUGUUUUCCUCCUUCUCGAUCCUAUAAAAGCAUUCUGCCUGUUGUCUGUUGUUUCAGUUUCUCCAAUGGAUCCCUGAGGGACGAUACCAUUGAAAAUCUAUUGAAUAUCCUGCCUAAGAUGACAUCUCUUCAGCUGCUCAAGUGAGAAUGCUUCACCCUGCUCAGUAAUGAUAAUCUCAAGGCCACAACACCAGUAAGGUGUUCAUUUCUCAUCAUUCUCUUCCGGCCCCUACCUGCCUCCACAGUAUGAGCCAUGUCCAGAUGUCUACGGACGGAGUGUUGUUAUUGGUCAGAUCUCUGAUAGACUGCCAGCGUGUCAGCGCUGUGGAACUCAGGUAUGUAUGGCUCAGGAUGUUAAGGUCAUCAUUCAUUCAUGUGGUUCACACAUUUGGUUUUAAAUGUAUGAACUGUGUUUAUAUAAAUUGCCUUAAAUAUUGAUGUACUUUUAAGGCCCCAAGGAGAAGCAUUCAUCAAGUUUGUCAACAUGAAAGCAGAACAAGCAACUUGCAGGUGAAUGCAGUUUAUCUGCUCGUACUGUUCCCAUAGAUAGACAUGUUAUAUUACAUUACAGAAAUUAGGUUUUAGGUUAAUUAAGCUGUUUUUAAUCAGUCACAUAUAGUUCCUCUUCUCUCUAACCUGGUUUAACCCUGACCUCAUGUCUGUCUGUCUAUCUCUCUGCCAGACUCACCCAGUACACACUGAGCAGUGGGGAUGUGGAGAAACUCUCUGGGAUCCUGGAGCAGUGUCCUCAUCUGUCUGACCUGGAGUGAGUGUCCCUGUCCCUUCCCCUAAUACACAUCCCUGUCCCUGGGUCACUGCCCAAAUUUGAGCAAAAAUAGCAGUACUUAUAAAUUAUGAUGUACUCGCAACUAAUGCACUGUAUUCCCAGAAAUACCUUACACUACUAGAGUAUAUGCCUCAACCAAUGGUCAAACUGUGUUUUCCCUCGCAGAAUGUUUUGGGGUGUUUUUUGUUUGUUUUUUUAACACAUUUUCAACCAACCUUUCUCAUUAUGGAUAAUAACCCAUUCUUUACAACGGUGCAGUUUAUCCAGUAACCUUCUGAGAGACGAGGGAGUGAAGAGCUUUGUGGAUUCUCUGCCAAGGCUGCGGAUUGCCAGCUCAGUGAAGUAAGACUCAUUGCAACACCCUAUCUUCCUUCAGUCCAUACAGUGAAAUCCAUUACCACUUGUGCUGAUUUGAUUUGAUUUGAUUUGCUGGUCUGCCUACCUGAGAUAAUUGUAUCAGUGCUAGCAGAUGCAUCUGUUCUAGCUUUAUGGAGGUUAGUUGUGCUUGCUUGUACAUCUGUAUGUGUUUCUCUCUGCAGUCUUAAUGAUAACAGACUGACCCAGAUGGGGGCGCUCUACCUGGUGAACACAGUGACGACCUGUGAGAAGGUGGCUGCAGUGGAAGUCAGGUAAAAUUCUAUUGAACAAUACCAUGUUGGCAAACUGAACAUUUACUUGUCUAGACCCCAUAGUGUGAAGGUCUGAGUUUUUUAUGUCUGUGUAGUUUGGGAACUGAGGAGAGGUCACUCAUCCGCUUUGAACAGGACAUUGACUGUGGCAAAACUCUGAGGUAGGACAACAAGGCUACUACUUUCUACUCAAUACUCAUAAAAUCAAUUAAAGCAGUCACAGAAACAACAUAGUGUAAACCCAUUUAACUAGUGGAACAGGAAGCAUUGUUUAUUUUGCUCUCAGAAAAAUACAACUCAUAUCGAAACUGAAAGGAUUGCCUGUACAGUGGGGGAAAAAAGUAUUUAGUCAGCCACCAAUUGUGCAAGUUCUCCCACUUAAAAAGAUGAGAGAGGCCUGUAAUUUUCAUCAUAGGUACACGUCAACUAUGAGACAACCACGACAGACAAAUUGAGAUUUUUUUUCUCCAGAAAAUCACAUUGUAGGAUUUUUAAUGAAUUUAUUUGCAAAUUAUGGUGGAAAAUAAGUAUUUGGUCACCUACAAACAAGCAAGAUUUCUGGCUCUCACAGACCUGUAACUUCUUCUUUAAGAGGCUCCUCUGUCCUCCACUCGUUACCUGUAUUAAUGGCACCUGUUUGAACUUGUUAUCAGUAUAAAAGACACCUGUCCACAACCUCAAACAGUCACACUGCAAACUCCACUAUGGCCAAGACCAAAGAGCUGUCAAAGGACACCAGAAACAAAAUUGUAGACCUGCACCAGGCUGGGAAGACUGAAUCUGCAAUAGGUAAGCAGCUUGGUUUGAAGAAAUCAACUGUGGGAGCAAUUAUUAGGAAAUGGAAGACAUACAAGACCACUGAUAAUCUCCCUUGAUCUGGGGCUCCACGCAAGAUCUCACCCCGUGGGGUCAAAAUGAUCACAAUAACGGUGAGCAAAAAUCCCAGAACCACACGGGGGGACCUAGUGAAUGACCUGCAGAGAGCUGGGACCAAAGUAACAAAGCCUACCAUCAGUAACACACUACGCCGCCAGGGACUCAAAUCCUGCAGUGCCAGACGUGUCCCCCUGCUUAAGCCAGUACAUGUCCAGGCCCGUCUGAAGUUUGCUAGAGUGCAUUUGGAUGAUCCAGAAGAGGAUUGGGAGAAUGUCAUAUGGUCAGAUGAAACCAAAAUAUAACUUUUUGGUAAAAACUCAACUCGUCGUGUUUGGAGGACAAAGAAUGCUGAGUUGCAUCCAAAGAACACCAUACCUACUGUGAAGCAUGGGGGUGGAAACAUCAUGCUUUGCGGCUGUUUUUCUGCAAAGGGACCAGGAUGACUGAUCCGUGUAAAGGAAAGAAUGAAUGGGGCCAUGUAUCGUGAGAUUUUGAGUGAAAACCUCCUUCCAUCAGCAAGGGCAUUGAAGAUGAAUCGUGGCUGGGUCUUUCAGCAUGACAAUGAUCCCAAACACACCGCCCGGGCAACGACGGAGUGGCUUCGUAAGAAGUAUUUCACGGUCCUGGAGUGGCCUAGCCAGUCUCCAGAUCUCAACCCCAUAGAAAAUGUUUGGAGGGAGUUUAAAGUCUGUGUUGCCCAGCAACAGCCCCAAAACAUCACUGCUCUAGAGGAGAUCUGCAUGGAGGAAUGGGCCAAAAUACCAGCAACAGUGUGUGAAAACCUUGUGAAGACUUACAGAAAACGUUUGACCUGUGUCAUUGCCAACAAAGGGUAUAUAACAAAGUAUUGAGAAACUUUUGUUAUUGACCAAAUACUUAUUUUCCACCAUAAUUUGCAAAUAAAUUCAUUAGAAUUCAGUGGCGGCUCCUGAAAAAAUUCUCAGGGGGGGCAAUUUUUCUGAUGAUUUAGGUGACCUACACACAUUUUAAAAAAGAUAUGUCCAGCAACAACAUGAAGACAGGGGCAGCAUAUAAGUCAAUGCCAGAAGCAUUUAUUGACUGAUCUCAAAAGUGUUGGCUUACAAAAGCAAAAUAAGUUAUCACAGUAAAAAUAAUCAAGGGUGUUCUUUCACAUUCCUCAACACUGCAUAAACAAUAUGCAUUUCCAUAAACAAAUGAAAUAUCAGCUGAAAAUACAGCAUCUUGGUAUUUGUUCAGAUUGCAGGAUCAACAAGAGCUUUUACCACAUUUUUUGCCUCAUGGUUGAAUUGGAAAUAUGUGCACCUGAGCAUAAUUCACAACAAGCAAGCAGGAGCUUUUGAUAGAGGCUACUGAAAACAUUGAUGCAAGUUAUUGGUAAUAAUAAAUUUUUAUAGACUUCCAUAUUCUGCCCUCUUGUAUAGAUUUGUGAAAAUGAACAGUGAUAGACAUUUUGCCUGAAAACAGAAUUUGAAAAUAAUUUAUAGAAAAGGUAAACACAGCUAUCUGUAUGGCUUUGUAAAAAUGAACAACCAUAUUCUGGCCAAUUGUAUAGAUUUGUAAAUAUGAACAACCAUAUUCUGGCCAACUGUAUAGAUUUGUAAAAAUGAACAUGAACAGAUUAUUUUAAUUUUUUUACAUGAAAAAUAACUAUUUUAAACAACAUCAACUGUGAACUGAUUUGGGCGUGUGUGUGUUAAAGAGACAGACAGGGAGGGACAAAGAGAGAGAGAGAGGCUACAUUACUUGUACUGAAACUGUUCUCUUCUCUCUUUCAAUGCAGCAAAGCGGUCAAUGACUUUCUCAUUGAAAUCAGGCAUGCUGAGGACUAGUUCCCUCUCCAUGGAAAGCAUGGCCAGUGCAUUCAGACGUUCCUGGCCCAUUGAAUUUCGCAGGAAUGUCUUAACUCGUGUCAAAGUUGAGAAACAUCUCUCAGCUUCAGCUGUUGUCAUGGGAGUAGUUAGGAGGAUGUUCAACAGAGUCACAGUCUCAGAGAACGUCUCCUGGAGGUUGUAGCUCAUGAGAACCUGGUACAGUGCCAGUGCACCACAGUUUGACUUUCUCGUCAUCGGCAAAAAGACCGUUCAGUCUCUCCAAAAGCACACUGGCGAUUGAGACUGAGGUUGAUUCUGAGAUGGGAAGGAACUCAAAAAAGCGCUCCUGCACUUUGUGGUUGCUAUCUAUGUACCUCAGCACAAGCACCAGCUGUGUCUGUGUAGAAACGUCCGUGGUCUCGUCAGCUUGGAUAGCUACGAAGUUCGCCGACUUCACCUCCUCCACAAUAUGUUCCCUCAUGACCGCUAGCAUACACUCCAGUAGCUCGUUUUGAAUGGUCUUUGAUGUGAACUUCUUUCAAAGAGACAAUCGAGUUGCACUGAACGCUAGCCAUCUUGAUAGUAGUACGUGAAUUGAUUGACGCUGCUACCCGCUCUUUUCUUAGUUACGUUCAUGGUUAUGUUACGUAUGACGAAAGCGCGUAAGUGCAAGCCCUCAGAAACCCAUAGAGAUUGUAUUGAAAGCUCUGAUAUUUGAAAAAAAAAGAUUUUACAUGAGAGGCUAUGAGACACUUCUGGGCGAUUUUCAACCUGACUGAAAUCGCCCCAAAAGGGGCGGGGCCAUUUGAAGCACGACUUUAGCCUGAUUGGACAUUUAGUGGCAGAUCAGACGUCUAGAUUAGAACACUGAUAACUACUGUUGCCGUGAUAUAAUUGAUUAGAAAAAAAAUCCCUUCCUUUUCCCGUUUGGCAGUGCGUCGCCCAUAUCGCCCUAAUGAACACACCGCCCCUGUUAGAAUUCCUACAAUGUGAUUUUCUGGAUUUUUUUUUCUCAUUUUGUCUGUCAUAGUUGACGUGUACCUAUGAUGAACAUUACAAGCCUCUCUCGUCUUUUUAAGUGGGAGAACUUCCACAAUAUGUGGCUGACUAAAUACUUUUUUUCCCCACUGUAUAAAUGAUAUCAAACCUCUUCUAUAUGACUCAUAGACAUGAAAUCUAUCUCUCCCACCGCCUCAGUCUCUCACUUUCUCUUUCUCUCUCUGCUUCAUGUUUCCUGAACCCUACAGUCUGAGAGAGUGUCAUUUUGGGGCUGACCAUCUGCAGAGACUAGCAGAGAUUCUGACAUGCUGUGCUGCUCAGUUGGUCAAACUGAGGUGAGAAUGGGACUGGGAGAAUUGCUUCACCCAAGGUUAUUAUAGUAGAUGAAAACGAAAACGAAUCAUAAAAAAACAAUUUAGUAAACAGAAAUAAAAUAAUUAACAAACCGGUUUGAAAAACGAAAACUAUACUGAAACUAUUACCUUUGACUCCAAAACGAACUAAAAUAAAAAACCAUCAUGAAAUAUGUUCAGUUUUAGUUUAUUUUUAUUUUUGGGGGGCAAAAAAAUCGAAUGUGGUUUUUAAGCCUUUGGUGGGUUUUCACGCUACUGAAUCUGCCAGGUAAAUGCAGCCAGGAGAUAGGGAUGUUUCAAAUAGGCCGAGCUUGUGCAUCACAAUAACUAGCUAACACUAGCUAACAGGGAAAAAAGGUGGCUAGUUAGCUACUUGAUUCUGCUUACAUGUACUACUAAAGUUAAAAAGUAUUGGAUUGAUGUAAACAUCGGCGAGAGAGAGUUUCAUUCCACCAUAUUUUUUACACCAGUCUCUGCGCUAUCCUUUUAAAUCCAAGUCACAUUGAUAUUGACUUUAAUUUAAACCUAACCUAACCAUGACCUUACCCAUCACCUUAUGUAUUAGCCUACUGCCCCCCAGUUCCAAGAGGUGACAUCCCAAACCCCCCCCCCCCCCCCCCCAAAAAAGUAUACAACACAAAUGGCUCCUAGCCUCCCACGUAUGCUUUCUGUCCUUAACACUAAAACUAAAACUGAAACUAAUUAAUAUAAAAACAAAAUAGAAAUAUAACUAUAACUAAAGAAAAACUUGCAAAUUAGGUCUAAAAACAACUAAAACUAACCUGAAUUUCAAAUAAAAAUUGAAAAACUAAUAGAAAUAAAAACAAACAUAGAAACACAAAACUAUAAUAACCUUGGCUUGACUUUUGCGAUAAUGAACCUGCAACACUGAAUUUGAAACAAUUAUAAUAUGAUUCCUGGGUGAUUCUCUGUGAUGAUGCAGUGUGAGGAACAGUGUUAUCUCUCUUGUAUGUAGGUUAUCCUGUAACACCCUGCAGAGAGAAGGCCUACUGGCACUGCAGAACAGCCUGACUACCCUCUCCUCAUUACGCACCCUGGAGUGAGCCACACACAUGUACACACCAAGUUAUUGAAUGGAAAAUGAAUGCCUUUUUUACUCUGAUUUACUUCAGGAUAAGAAACAACGGACUGAGUGUUCAGGUGAUUGAAGACUUGGUGAAGCAGCUGAGGUGUGGUCACUUCCAACGCUAUAUCAGGUGAGGAGGAGGUUAUGGGAAUGGCUUGUGGUGUCUGUGUAUUUGUGAGUGGGGUUUCUUGCAUGAGUGUGUAAUGCCUCGGAGUUAAAAGUCUAUAUUCAUUUCCCAUCAGUAUUGAGGAGACAUGGAUCACAGCAGAAGCAGCUGUAAACCUGGUCUCCUGCUGCUUGAACCUCAACCCCAACAUACACACCAUCAGGUGAGAAUUCAUGUUGGCAUUAGGUAAUAUUUAAGUAUAGGAAAAUAAAACAUGACAUGCAUAAUGUAUGUGUGAACUUGUUUUGCAGGGUAAAUAAAUCCACUGUACACAUUACUUUGGAAGAAUGCCAAAAUCCCACUCCUACCAGGUAAAGCUGAAAGACAUUUAAUGUUGUCUAUUUACAAAAUAUUUUGUAGAUUUGAAGAUAAAGAUAACACGCUCUUUCCGUUUUGACUGAGCUGCCUUUAUUUGAAUUUCAGUGGUGACUUUUCUACAGACAUGUCUGGCUCUCUGUCUACCGUGACCAUAAGGUGAAAGCAUCUUCCUCUAUCAUUCCUACAGCAACAGCAAUGUGUGUAAGCUGGCUCAGAAUUGGUUACUGCAUGUGAGCUCUCCCUAUCAUAUGCUCCUGCCUUUUGUGUCUUUCAGCCUGGUGGACUGUGCAGUGCAAGGGCACCACCUAGUGUCUCUGCAGACUGUGUUCCAGAAAUGUGUUCUGCUACAGGAGCUAGAGUAAGUAUCUGUGAGAAAGAGACCUGGCACUACUUUGGAAGUAGUGAAAGUGAUUCUAAUGUCUAAUUUAGUUUUAAGUUAUACAUGUUUCUUCUUUUCCUCCUUAGUUUGUCAUACAACAGCAUUGGUAGAGUGGGAGCAGAGUUGCUCUGCUCUGUCCUACCAUCCUUAGCCAGUCUGAGGAAACUCAGGUAUGGCUGGUGUUAUGGAUUUGGGGGUUGGAAAGGCUUUACAUUGAUGACCAAGGAUGACUAUCUUAGGCUACACAUGAAAAAUAUGUUUUAUUUUAUUUGUUCCUAGUCUUGAAUCAAAAGAAACCUCUGAAGAUGUGGUAUUGCUCCUUGCAGAGGGGUUGUUGCAGGCUAAAAGCAUUGAGAGCUUGAAGUAAGUGAUUGUCAUUCAUCCCCUAUGCCUACUUUUUAUGUUUCAUUCCUGACUUUCACCUAUCACCACUCUCUCCUGUCUCCCUCAGUUUGUCUGGUCAUGUGAUCAGUGACAGAGGAGCUGUAGUUCUGACCAGAACACUCCAGAACCUUCCUCAUCUCAGAACAAUCAAGUAAGAACUCUUGUAUUCUUGUAUUCAACCACCUGGCCAGUGAUACAACAAUACUAAUGCUGUGCCCUCUGUCCCCUAGUCUGUCCCUGUGCUAUGGUUGGACAGCAGCAGGGGCCUUGGACCUGGUGAGAGGGCUGGGACAGUGCCUCUCUCUGGAAGGGAUCAGGUAAAUUAUUAUUAUUAUUAUUAUUAUUAUUAUUAUUAUUAUUAUUAUUAUUAUUAAGGGUAUGAGUUAAAUAUCUGUAUCCUGUCCACAGCCUUGACUCUGUACAGCUGGAUGACGAGAGCACAGUGUGCCUGGCCCAAGGGUUCCAUGCUAUGACCUCCUUGAAGAGGCUAAAGUGAGUAGAGCAUCCUGAGUGAGAAUGUAGUGGGCUUUGCUAUGCCUGAGACAGAUUUGGUAUAGAGUGCUAUCUUUACCAAUGAUUUGUGAUCUGCCCCGUAGUCUGAAUAAUAAAGUUACCAUGGCGACUGGAUCCCCAGGGGAGGGGGCCACUCUGGUCCUACUGGCCUCUCUGAAGGGGCUCAGAGGGAUGGAGGAGAUAGAGUGAGUAGAACCAUGGUAACACAAAUGUCAAGUAGUAUCUGACUUCUGCAUGGACUAGCCAUCACGUUUGAUGUGGUAUUGUCAAUGUGUGUCUGGCCUGCAGGUUAGAGGGGAUGAGGAUGUCAGAUAAAGGAGUGGAGGAGCUUAUCAAACACCUGCCCACCUGGACAGGCCUGAGGAAGAUCAGGUAGGGAUUAUUGGCCUGGAGGAAUGGGUGGGGAAUGGCCCUGGACAAGAAAUAGACUACAUCAUUAAUGUGUCAAAUUAAAAGAUAAGAUAUGCAUCAGAAAUCUGUCAAAUGAACCAAUCUUAGAACCUGUCAAAGUGUCAGCUAAUAUUCCAAUGGGCUUCAUGGGUACAACAUUGGUGUGUGUGUGGGAUUCAGGCAGAAGAUUUUAGGUGUGUCAUCAUCAAAAAGGUAUAAAGCUGGUUCAAAGUGCUGAUUGGUUUGUAAAGACGCCUUUAUCAUAUAAUUCUGUUUUCUCCAUCACAAAGUCCAGUUUAUUCCACUUCCUGAACUGUUGCAGAGGAAACAUACUGAUGUAGCACUAUGAGCUAUGAUAUGAAAUGGACACAUUUUCCUCUCAAUGAUUAGAAGAGGAGAAUGUUGGCCCAUAUCUCUAUAGACUAUAUAAAACACACAACCAGUCUCUUUCCUCUUUAUCUUUGUGUCUCAGCCUGUCAGCGAACUGCAUCAGUGACCAAGCAGGAGAGAGGCUGGUCCAGGCCCUGGCAACCUGCACAGCACUGGAGGAGCUCAAGUAAGGCCAAGCCCAAACUAUCAAUGCAUAGUGCCCUGCUUUCACAAUGACCAAAAAUAAAAGGUUUGAAUUUUGACUGCAAACAAUGCACCGUCUGACCCAUGACUUUAUAUCCCAGUCUGUCUGUGAAUAAUCUCAGCCUUGCCUGUGCUGCCAAGAUGGGACAAGUUCUGCCCACUUUCACUCACCUCAGGGUUCUAGAGUAA
Molecule: messenger RNA, 20101 nt
Organism: Coregonus sp. 'balchen'
Lineage: Eukaryota; Metazoa; Chordata; Actinopteri; Salmoniformes; Salmonidae
Source: the annotation of a GenBank genome assembly